AAUCAUGACAAAUGGUCUAUGUGCACUGAAUUCAAUUGAACCGGAAAGUGACAAGAGUUGUAGUAAAUAUUGAAGAUGAGAUCUAGGUGACACUAGAUUGACCUCUUAAAACCAUUUUUCACAAAUUGAAAGCAAUCUGCAUAUGAACUUCUAUCCGUUGAUUUUUCCCAAAAUCAUAUUAUUCUCUCCAUUUUAGUUUAUUCUGGAUAUAAAUUGGUGAUUUCGUAGUCUAAUGUUGCGGUCAGAUAACUAGGAUGAGGUUCCCUUGACCCUACAUUCGAAGUACAUUCCUGCAGCACGUAUGAUGUGAAAACCCAUUAGGUUAUAGUAUAGAAAUAAUAUGUUCACCUAAGUGAUAAAAGAUUCAACGAGUUUUACAUUAUCAUUUAAGCCUAGAAUUUAUGAAGAAGAUUUAUAGCCUUAAACAAGGAACUUUCAACAGCUUAAUCUCGUUAUGCUGGUUCUCUUUACUUGGUGGAUCGUCUUAUAGUAUAUCCUUUUGGCACGUCUCCAUAUAACUAUCUUUGUUCCUUAGGCUCUAGGCUAGCUUCAAGUACAAGUACUCUUUUAACUUCUUGUGCAAUUACGAACUAGUGUUAGAUAAUCAGAAGCCAUUGCAAAAGGACAAUCCUAUAAUUCUCUUGAAUGUAUAUCUUGCAUGAGUUGUAUCUUGAGGGCUUACCAUGGUUAGGGCCUGUUUCAAGACUUUGAGAGAUCAAAGAGAUACUUACGGAUAAUUAAGUUGCAUAGCCUUCAUUAGCAAUGCAUUGCAUUUACUUUAUGUAGACUGAUACAUGAUCAAGCUUCAAUUUCAAGGAAGAGCAGCAAAAUAUGGUAAGAGUUUAUACAAUCACUAUUUAAGACUUUGCAUAAAGAGAAGAGGAUGACCAUCACUAUCAUCGCUUUAAAAUGCAUACAAAGAAGACGAUAUUUACAAGACAGAAUGCCAUUUGGUUUAAAUCAAAACAGGAACAAGGCAAACUAGAAUUAGAUGGAUUUGGUGAUGCAUUUGAGGGUUGAUAUUCAAGGGCGAAAAACAAUGUCUAGGGUGUUUAAUUGGAAGGAAAAGAUUUGCAAUACAAACAAUCGAAAUCACAUCAUGUUUGGCAGAAGAGGACUGAUCAAGUGCAUCAUUUCAUUGGUCUCAAAACGGUGUGCUUUGAUGUUUUAUCUUGUGUUGCAUGACAAGGCUUGUGGAUCAAGAAAAUGGCUAGGAUUAAACGGAAAAUUGCCGUUGUCGUAUCUUUGAUCACGUGUUGUGUGCCAUCUAAAUGCCAGUGAGGCUUGAUCAUGAAACUGCAAUGUAAGGGCAGUCCUAUGAGUACAAGAAAAGGCUGAAGGAACAGGGACGCCCCUAUUCAUAACCUCAAAUCUUCUUCAGAUUUGUGAUUCUUCGCAACAAAUUUCGCAGAUCUCCCUAUGCCUAAGAGGCAUUGCAAGUUCUUUGCUCGCGGAGCAUGUACCAAAGGGGACCAGUGUGAAUACUCUCAUGACAGAAAGAAUCCUUCAAUCAAUAUUUGUAGGUUCUAUCAGAAAGGCAUAUGUGCUUUUGGUGGUCAAUGCAAAUAUAAACAUAUCCAAACUUCUCAGGCACAAUCUUUGGAACAUGGAAGUCAGCUCCUGAAUUUUGAAAGACAUGGAAAGAGUAUAAAACUUGAGCAUCAAGAUUACCAAAAGAAUUAUGAUGCCAGCGAACCCAGUACUGCUUUACCAUCAAGAAAAAAGUGUUCUUGUAUUCCUGGAGAACUAUGUGUUUACUGUAAAAGGUUCUGCCUGUAUCAUUCUGAACCAAAUGAAAAAGAGGAGCAUUUGCAAAUCUGUGAGAAAAAGGAAAAGUACCUUGAGAUUUUGAAUAAAAGUCAAGAAAUAGAGUGCAGGAUUUGCUAUGAACGUGUUCUUUCAAAGCCUAAAGCAGAUGAAUGUAAGUUUGGUAUUCUUUCUGCGUGCAAUCAUCCUUUCUGUUUAUCAUGUAUCAGGAAUUGGCGUAGUAGUGCUCCAACCUCAUUUAUAAAGUUACCGGCCAAUAGAAAUGUGAAGACCUGCCCCAUAUGCCGGAAGUUAUCAUAUUACGUGAUUCCAAGUACUGUCUGGUAUUUUACAAUGGAAGAGAAACAGGAAAUUAUUGGCAACUACAAGACAAGCUGCAAGUUGAUUAAUUGCAGACAUUUUGACUUGGGAAACGGAUAUUGUCCCUUUAGGAAUAAUUGUUUCUACAGGCAUACAGUGAAGCCUGGUUCAUAUACAUGGAUACAUCACAAACCACCACCAGCUCCACCCAGAUCAUAUCUGGAUUUGCCAAGUCAAGAAUUUCCUCCAAAUUUAGAGCUUUUCAAUGAGAUGUAUCCUUCAGAGAUAAGGGGUUUACCAGGGACACUGGUUAAUUCAAUGCAGUUUGAUGCUGACACCUCAAAUGAUGAAACUGACCCUUCCUUUGGCUUGGCUGCUAUGUCUGAAGUUUUAGAUUCUAAUUCAGACGCCAUUGAUUCUGAAGACUUGAAUCUAUUUGAGAUUAUGCCAUUAACUCAUCAGGGUCCGGAUGGUUCAUGGUGGUUUGGUAUUGAAGGUUUUGAUGAUCAAGCAAUGGGUGUUGUGCCUUCUGUAGCGGGGCAGGGUGGUUCAUCUUUGUCUGUUCCUGAUAUGCCCCCAUCAGAGACACUUGGUAGUUCGUCGGGUCAUGAAGAUCCUAAAGUAUCAAAUAAUGAAGAGCAGAAUCCUGCUGAGCCAUCAUGAUUCUCCAUGAUGCUGCAUUCUAGUGUGAAAUGAGGGGAAUUGUUGAAUCUUUAGCUUCUUUUUUUUUGGGGGGUUGGGGUUGACAUUUGAGAACAGAUUUACUCCUAUUCUGAUGAAUCUC
Messenger RNA from Neltuma alba, 2851 nucleotides. RefSeq names its product E3 ubiquitin-protein ligase makorin-like. Bases 1420 to 2730 code for a protein of 436 amino acids. NCBI's taxonomy places the organism in Eukaryota, Viridiplantae, Streptophyta, Magnoliopsida, Fabales, Fabaceae. Gene Ontology annotation, molecular function: metal ion binding; ubiquitin protein ligase activity. Gene Ontology annotation, biological process: protein polyubiquitination. The transcript has 5 exons. The record is from RefSeq and is a predicted model, not a curated record.